Molecule: messenger RNA, 1457 nt
Organism: Paramacrobiotus metropolitanus
Lineage: Eukaryota; Metazoa; Tardigrada; Eutardigrada; Parachela; Macrobiotidae
Exons: 2
Coding region: 772-1320 (182 amino acids)
Molecular function (GO): protein binding
Source: RefSeq, a predicted model, not a curated record
UGUUUUUUUCUCACAUUGUUCAGUGGUGUUAAGGAUUACUGUCCAUUACACUUGUCAUCAGGCACAUCUCUGCUUCCUCCUUUCCGCCAGAAAUUAAAGGAUGCAUCUGUACGAGAAUGGUAAGCGAUCGGUGUACGCGUAGAACGCUGUGGAUGUGGAGAUUGACAGUUCCCUGCAGCAUGGUUAUGUCGUCGGCCUGGAAGAGAAUCCAGAGAACGACCGCACUCCGCCGCGCCUGAUCGUCGAUUUUGGAUGCCCGACGCAGCAGGCGGUGGUGGCGGAAUACGGGAAGGCCUGGGACUGCUCCACCUAUCGAUUCAACGAGGCGCCCCGGGGAUCUGCCGUGGAGGUGCUGCUGCACGACGGCUCGCAGCGCCCCUGGAAAUGGUACCCAGGGAAGAUGUUGAUUCGCAUGUUAGGUCAGCUCAAUUAUGUGGCGCUGGUGGAGGUGAUGAUGCACGGGCAGUGUCGUCGCGAACUGCUUCCCCACCGACAGAUUCGGGUUCCAUCCAGAGGACAACGUACGCGAGGACCCCUUGCUCCUGGCGAUUUCGUCAUACAGACCUGCACCGUUGGCUGCUGGACUCAGAAGGGACCGCCCUCGACCUGGCUGCUCCGCCGAGUGGAGCAGGAGUUACAGCUGCGUGUUGUCAAGGUUCUUGGUCAGGAGAUGCACUAUCUGCGGCGACGCCAAGAGCUGCCUUUGGCCGAAGAAGAUAUCGUGAGGGUUUUCGAUCGAAACUCCCAGCUUCUCGCAUUUCACCCUGAAUUAUGCAAAGAAAACGAAGAGCUACAGCGAUCAGAGCAGGUGGGUGUCGGGGAACGCGGCUUGGUGUUGCCGUUUGUAUGCUGAAGGAGAUCUUCCGCUCGCUAGACACCGUGGAUCGGCAGCGCUGCCGUCGCACCUGUCAGCUGUGGGAAACCCUUCUCACGUCGGCGGAACUGUGCACAGAGGUGCGGGUAUCGCGGCAGCGUCCAUCGCAACGCAUCCAGUGGGACGGCGAUUACCUCGUGUACGCCUGCUUCUUCAAGCACAUCAUGGCGAACACCUUCACCAACAGCCUGUGUAAUAUCCCCGGGACGGAGGACGCUAAGGGAGACAUGGGUGGGCUUGAUGCAGCAAUGGAGCAACUGGUCAAGGAGGUUUCCAACGACAUGGGCAUCCGCAUGGAGCGUUUCAUCCUGCAGCAGCCGCAGCGCACGAUCGUGAUCCGGCACUCGGGAAUGGAGCGGUGGAAUCUGACAGCGCUGGCGGCCGUGAUCGCGGCGCUCCUGGCACGCCGGAUGUCGUGCUGGGAUCGGAUGGUUUUGAAGGAAUAGGCCAUCCUCUGGUUUUGAAGGAAUAGGACUCUUUGACUAGAUUCACACUCUUCGUUGCACAGAACCAAUACCUUUGUUAUAUUUACGUACACUUCUUAUUAUAAAAUGCUUGCUUAUGCUCUGUUUUGCUUUUUCCU